Molecule: messenger RNA, 1566 nt
Organism: Sclerotinia sclerotiorum 1980 UF-70
Lineage: Eukaryota; Fungi; Ascomycota; Leotiomycetes; Helotiales; Sclerotiniaceae
Exons: 5
Coding region: 1-1566 (521 amino acids)
Source: RefSeq, a predicted model, not a curated record
AUGGGUGAAAGACCCGGAGUCAAUGGUUAUGAAACUGGCAAGGAGAAGCUAACGGAGGAUUUAUCUCAACUCCUAGAUAACCUUGAUAGAGAUGUAAAGAGUCAGAUAUUCGGGAGCUGCUCAACAGCAUGUGAGGCGAUGUAUAAGGAGACUCUUAGGUGUGGACUUGAGUCGCUAAUUGGCACCAUCUUCACUGGGGACAGCAAAACUUGGGAUGAUGCGAUGGAAUACGGCCGGCAGGUUAUUCUCGCGCCUCAGGAUACUAAGCGAAGGGCAUCAUCUCCGUGGAUUCGUUCUUGCUCGGAAUUACACAGCGAGCUUAUAAAGCGCUUUGGCCCGCAGAUCAUCAAUGCUGCUCGGCUAGGAACUGCUUCUAUUAUCGCAAACCAUUACAAUGGUGAUAGAGAAGCAAUUUCUCACGUUAACAAGAAGGAGAGCUAUAUGCGCCACCGUCAUAAAGAUAAGCUUGGAGCGGUCUUUUAUCCUCAGUCUAGUCCGCUUGCCACAGGUUGCUACCUGAGUGGAACACUCCCCUGUUCUUUAGCUCUCUCAUCAUUCCUUCCUGUGGAUAAAGCCGUCCAGGCAGCACACCUCUCCCACUUAUCUGUAUGCGACGACUAUGGCAGUUUCACGCACGCAGACUAUGACGUUCGACUGCGCAUGAUUGCCCUUUCGGCCGGUGUGGCAUACCAAUACGGCGGGAGAGUCAUCAACAUUUUCGUGGACGGAACAGCGCUCCAAGCGCUCGGAAUCGGGAUUGAGACAGCUCUAUCCGUUGAGACUGCUCUGGCCUGGAGAGCAGUUAGUGGAUGCACGACGGUGUAUAGUCAGUACAACUUCGAGGGGUGCGAUCUUGAAGAUGGACUGAUUGGACCGAUGUCCAUUAUGGCUACACAUGAUCUGCUUGAUUGGCGAAGCGACAUGGCCGCUGGCAAUCAUGAGAACGGAGUCUCAGCAGUAUAUGGGCUUGGAAUUGAGGCCGCAUUUCACACCUAUUUGGAAGCUCUCCUCAAGAUGGUACUCACUGCUCCUCGCUUUGGCAUGUACGGUAUCGGAUCCAUGGUAUAUAUGCAUUAUACAGUUGCCCGAUACGCGGCAUGGGAAUACCACGGCAAGCAUGGAGCGGCUUGUAAUAGAUGUGUAGACCUUCUCCGGUCAGCCACGGAAGGAGCUGGUCUCAAGUGGGCACCAAAGCUACCCCCUAGAAACUACGAAGAUGGUGAAGAGGUGCGAGAAUGGGGUAGACUUUGGUCUGACCAAUACAUCGACAGAGGACUGAUGCAGGAAGCUGUAAGCUGGUUUCAGUAUCUGAUCUCAUCCGAUACAAUUCUAAUAGUUGCAAAGGUUCCAUCCAUUCUGAGCACUUUGAACGAUAGUACCGAGUCAGAUCGAAGCGAUGGCGUAGUGAGGACGCCGGGAAGAUUGGAACAGGAUGAGUAUUUCGAGGACUGCGCCUUAUGGAAACGAGAAAUGAGGAUUACAGAUCGCUGGAUCGUCGGUGAGGCUGAUAGAGGUAGAAAGGAAGCUGUUGGAUUGAACUUCACGAGGAGACUUGAUGCCAAAUAG